CCACGCCCUGGUCCGUCGCUGCUGCACUGCCCGGGCCUGCUGGCUACAAUGUAGCGCCGCCGCGCGCGCCUUUGCAUGGCGCACCAGCCCUCUGCUAGCGCCUUGCGCAAAGUUGCAGGGUCCAUCGCUAUGGAGCCUGUGAGCAUCGAUAACUUGUCCAUUCUGUACCAAAGUGCGGACUUCAUUGUGGUUAACAAACACUGGGACGUCCGCAUUGACAGCAAAAUGUGGUAUGAAAAACUCACCCUGCAGAGCCAGUUGAAAUAUCGGUUCCCUGAGCUUGCAGACCCAGACACAUACUAUGGCUUCCGUUUUUGUCACCAGCUGGAUUUCUCCACCAGCGGGGCCCUUUGUGUGGCGCUCAACAAGGCAGCUGCUGGAAGUGCCUACAGAUGUUUCAAGGAACGGAUGGUGACCAAGGCCUACCUUGCACUGGUGAGAGGCCACAUCGAGGAGGCGAGGAUGACGAUCCACUACGCCAUCGGGAAGAACACGACAGAAGGCUUGACACACAUGAUGUGCAUUGAAGGGACGGAGGGUUGUGAAAACCCCAAACCUUGCCAGUCAGAGCUAACAGUGCUUGAGCGUGGCCUUUAUAGUGGUGAUCCAGCGACGAAAGUGCUUCUGCAGCCCCUCACAGGAAGAACCCACCAGCUCCGCGUCCACUGCAGCGCCAUUGGGCACCCGGUGGUGGGCGACUUCACGUACAGUUUCAAGAAGGACAGCGGCCCUUACCGGAUGAUGCUCCACGCUUACUAUUUGCGCAUCCCGACCAGCAAGGAGCUUAUUGAGGUGAUCGCGCCCGACCCUUUCGUCCCCACCUUGGACAGCAACUGGGCCCCUCGGCGUGCCACGCACCAACUGGAGGAGCUGAUCCAAGAACUGAAGGACCAGAGCGUCCUGGCGGAGGAAGGCAGGCAGGGGAAUCUGCUCGGGAGCCCAAGUCCCGAGGCCCCGCAGGAAGCCAAGAGCCCUGAGGUGGAGGAGUUGGAGCAGGAGCAGCGAGGGGAAUGUGAGCAGUGGCUGGCCGAGUGGGCCCUGGAAUGAGAUGGCCCACGGAUCCCUCGUGGUCAGGAAACCCCGAAUCUUUGUACCUUGUCACUACCGCUGAUUCCUGCCAGAAGCUUUCCCAGGCCUGACUCCCAACACCUGUCGUCUUGUUCACUCCCAACAUUCCUCGGAAAUGCCUCUGUGAAGGCCGCGUUCCCAAACUGGAAUUUUGACUGUGUGCUUGAUCAGCUUUUUAAUCCCGUGCCCUCAAGCUGGCUCGUUUUAGUUGCCGGAUGUGGAAGAUCACGGACUGUGGUCAGACAGGCCAGGUUUGUGCCCUGAUAUUGACACUCUUAAACCAUUGGAUUAACGCAAUUGGGGCACGGUAUCUCAGGGUGAUGUCCAGUUCAGUCAUACUUAGAGUAGACCCAUUGAAAUCAGUAGCCUUAAAAUUGCUCAUCAGUAAUACUAAACAUUUUAUUUGUUCCUGUGUAAGCCAUACUAUAGACUUUCAGAGACGAGCCACAUAGUUGGCUCCGAAUUUCCUAGCAGCCAAUGCAAAUGGAGAAGCACACAAGGUAACA
Lacerta agilis (Sand lizard) is the source of this 1574-nucleotide messenger RNA. It is a transcript of the gene RPUSD1, whose product is annotated as RNA pseudouridine synthase domain containing 1. NCBI's taxonomy places the organism in Eukaryota, Metazoa, Chordata, Lepidosauria, Squamata, Lacertidae. Gene Ontology annotation, biological process: pseudouridine synthesis. The coding region runs from base 76 to 1047 and encodes 323 amino acids. The transcript has 6 exons. The record is from RefSeq and is a predicted model, not a curated record. Gene Ontology annotation, molecular function: pseudouridine synthase activity; RNA binding.